AUGUUAAAUAAAGCGACAAUUAAAUCAUCACCUUUUUGCUUCACUUUUCCAAAGAAAUUACAGAAUAAUUACAAGAGGAAAAACAGUGGAAAAGUAAAAUCAGAAGAAAAAGUUGUACGAAUUACUGCUAUUGUGAUUACAGAAGGAGAUGAUUGUUUGCCGAUGAAUUUGUCACAACAAAGAUGA
Clunio marinus is the source of this 186-nucleotide messenger RNA. NCBI's taxonomy places the organism in Eukaryota, Metazoa, Arthropoda, Insecta, Diptera, Chironomidae. The record is from the annotation of a GenBank genome assembly.